Messenger RNA from Trichobilharzia szidati, 1461 nucleotides. NCBI's taxonomy places the organism in Eukaryota, Metazoa, Platyhelminthes, Trematoda, Strigeidida, Schistosomatidae. The record is from the annotation of a GenBank genome assembly.
GAAUGACUUGGCGGCUGAUAUAAAUAUUGAGGAACGUGAUCGGAGUUUAUGUUGCUAUCAGCGUCCAGACGUUUAGCUCUCCUUAAAGUUGAUAGAUGCCGAUAUUUCGGAAAGUGUAUUGCAUACUACUCCCAAACUUCAAAUGAUUCCGCAGGAGAAAAGACUCAACAGUCCAACUGGACUGGUAAAAAUGCUUGGAAAAUAGGUUUUAUUACUUUGUCGUGUUCUGGACUAUUCAGCUUCGGAUUUGCUGUUGCAACAUGGGGUAAUUCAUGAUAAGCGUUUAUCUUCCGUUGCUAGGUCCUCCUCAAAAGGAUGAAAAUGGCGUUGAAGUAAGUAAAUAACCUUUUAAUAUUUACUGAUUAGAUUGAAGACAAGUUUAGCCGAAGUAAGCCAUCCACUUGUAUUUAUUAGACCUCAGUGCCCUUCAUUUUCGGCUACAUUUGCAGGACGUGGAGCUCUUUAUUGGAAUUUAAUCAGAGUAUCAAAGAUCCCGUCAGCGAAAAGCUUCUUCCGGACCCAGUGCAACCACCAUAUUACCAACCUCCUUAUACGCUUGUCUUAGAAAUGACUGAUGUUCUUGUGCACCCAGAUUGGAAGUUUCGUACGGGUUGGCGUUUUAAGAAAAGACCGGCUUUGGAAUUGUUUUUGCAGCAACUUUCUCCCCACUAUGAAGUUGUAGUCUUUACCAAUGAAUCAGCUAUGACUGGAGGUCCAGUUUUGGCUCAGAUGGAUCCGCAAGGACAGUUCAUUCACUACCGACUGUUUCGUGAAGCAACUCGUUAUAAGGAGGGAAAACACAUCAAGGACCUUUCAUGUCUUAACAGAGAUUUGUCUCGCGUUGUUCUCGUAGACUGGGAUCUUACUGCUGCCCAAUUACAGCCACGCAACUCACUGAUCAUAAAACGCUGGGAUGGUGAGGAGUCAGAUAGGGAACUGAUAGACCUGGCAGCCUUUUUAAGAAUGAUUGCUAUGGGGAGUGUGGAUGAUGUUCGUCUAGUGUUAGACUACUACAGAGAGUUCGAUGAUCCUUUGGCUUUUUUCCGUGAAAAACAUGAAGAACUCAUGGAAAUUCAAGCUAAACGUAAACAUGAAGCAGAAAAAGCUUUGUCGAAACGUCCUCGGCCGACAUUUUCAUUCACUGGAAUGGCUAGGUCUUGAUGUGCUAUCGUGAUUGUUGGUAUGUUCUCCUUACUCCACGAACCGCAGUAAUGAUUGCAAAAUAUUGUACAGCAUCUUACCUACAAGCUUCCUUUGGAAACUACCUGUUUUAUAUGAAUAAUAAGUGUAAUGCCGCAAAUUUUAUUCUUUAUAUAUUAUCUUCCUCAGACUAGUGGGCGAUUGCGGUAAUUCAGCGAUUUAUCCGACCGUGACAAUAGCUUUUGUCAUCUUCAGUUAUGCAUUUAUUCUAUGCUUAAGCGAGGCUCAGUAACAGUAAAACUAUUUGAAUAUAUAUUAUAU